UCCCACCUUACCCGACCAUGGCUCCCCGCCUCAGCCACUGGGGACCCACCAGUUCCCAACAAUCCACCGACGGCUUCAGAAUUACAACGAGUUCUGCCCUUGGUUCGUCAGCGAAGAGUUGGACUUGGCGAAUCCUAGGCCAUGCCGGAGGCCGUGCCAGAGGUGGCCCUCAGCGGCCGAGCACGCGUGGCCGAGCCAUGGCCUGACGAUGAACGAGUACAGCUCUUCGAUGAGCGAUUGCGGGGAUUGCGGGGAUCGCCGGGAUCGCCGGGAUCGCCAGUGCUCCUUGGUGAGGAUUUCUGCCUCACCAUCGAAGAGCUGCAUCCAGCCAGCGCUUGGCCUGGCGCAUCAGAAGGCAUCGAAAAGUCAGAAUUUGUGGCCGUUUGCAUGCCACGAGGUCCUGGUUUGGUGGUGGCGUUGUUGGGCGUUUGGCGAGCCGGCAAGGCCUAUGUGCCGCUGGAGCCCAGUUUCCCACCCCAGCGGCUUCGCUUUAUGCUAGAAGAUUCACAGGCCCAGCUGCUUCUGGCUUCUGAGCUUGAGGUUUCAACGGUUUCAACUCCGAUUCUCAGGCUCUUACCAACUGGCGAGCUACCUGCGGACGUCAAUGGUCCAGAUGUUGAGGUGCAGCCCAGAUCCCAUUUGGCGUACCUCAUCUACACCUCUGGAUCAACUGGAACUCCCAAAGGAGUUUUAGUGUCACAGAGCAGUGUCUGCAAUGUGCAAAAAACGCCUUUGAAAACUCAUGGCAAGUGAGGAUUUUCGAAACGUGUUUUGCUUGGCAGCACAGCUACUGUGGAGACGCGCUGUCAGUUAAAA
Molecule: messenger RNA, 816 nt
Organism: Cladocopium goreaui
Lineage: Eukaryota; Dinophyceae; Suessiales; Symbiodiniaceae
Source: the annotation of a GenBank genome assembly